AUGUUUCGCAACUAUUUCCAUUACUCGGCUUUUCUUAUAACAAGUGUUUAUGCGCACAGAAAGCCGAAGAUUGAAUUAAACCAGACUUUUUUUCCAUGGAAAAUAUUUAUCUAUCAACCUUAUACUUUAUUCACCCUUUCAUUCCGUUCUAACGAACAACAAUUCGAAUUUCGCCUCCUUCUCUUUAUUAGACGUUACACUUUUUCUUUCCGUCUCCUCCUAUCCGUUACACACCUUCUCUUAUUUCUUUUUUUUUUCUCUCUCUCUCGUGUGCUUUGCGAUUUCACUCAUCAUACUUUGCUAAAACUGUCGUUGGGAAAAGAAAAGAAAAAGAAUGAUUCUUUUCAUAGUCUCCUACGCCGCUUGCUUCUUCCUUUUCUCUCUUUGAUCGGCAGGCUUUUGCUUGAGAUGGCAUCAUUUCCCUCUCGUACAAACGCUUGCGCACACGUGCAGCCUGGAAACGGACGCGUGUGCGCAGAUCAUUUCUUAUUCUCUUUCUCAUAUUUUGUUUCUUACUUCUGCAACAAUUAUCCACUUUUCUUUUUCUUUUUUUAUACAUUUGUCAUUCCCUACUGUUUUCUUUCCUUCAUUUUCAGCACCGUCAUCUUUUCUCUAUUUUUAUUUCUAUUUCUCUCUUAUAACCAAAAAUUGAUUCUAUUCUCCUUUAUUAUUUACUUCUCCUUUUCCGUCACCUAUCCUGUUUUAUUUUGCUUCUUUCCUUCAUAUUUAUUCGUUUUCUCCUUUAUUUACCCGGGGAGUCAUUUUAUCCUUUGUUUUCUUUCAUUUCAUUUUCUUUUCAUAUCUCUCUCUCUCUUCCUUUAA
This is a messenger RNA of Acanthosepion pharaonis, 822 nucleotides long. The record is from the annotation of a GenBank genome assembly. NCBI's taxonomy places the organism in Eukaryota, Metazoa, Mollusca, Cephalopoda, Sepiida, Sepiidae.